CUUUAUCUAACAAACAAUGUCUCGUCUUCACUCUCCUUCGGAGUGGGUUGCGCCUCUUGUUCCAUUAUUAUCUUUAUUAAUUCUUCCCUUGGGACCUUUAUUGUUUCCAAGAGUUUAUCUUUUUUUAUUAUUUACUUAUUUUACCGUGUUUUUGUAUACUCAAGUCAAUCAUGUAUGCAAAUUUUAUAUGACUUCUUGCAAAAUUCAAGCAACUAUUUCAAAAUGGAAUCGUCGAUCUGCUUCUCAUCAUAUUGAACAACAACCUGCUACUACUAGUCGAAAUGGUUCUCCUAAUUUGACUCGUGAACGAAACAAUAAUCUUGCUUUAGAUGAUAUGGAUGAUAUUGAACAACAACUUGAUUUAUAUGAAGAUCCAACUUAUAUUCAUACUUUUAUCAUUCCUAAUUAUUGUGAACCUGAAGGUUUAUUGAAAGAUACUAUUGGAAGAAUGGCUAAUCACAGAAAUGCCAAGACACACUACGCGAUCAUUAUGGCCAUGGAACAAUCGGAAUCUGAAUGGGAACAAAAGGGACAACGAUUAGCUUCUGUUUUUGCUGAUAGAUUUGCUUAUUUCAUUGUUACUGGUCAUCCUGCCAAUAUUCCUGGUGAAAGUCGUGGUAAAGGUUCCAAUGUUGCUUAUGCUGCAAGAAAUGGUUGUGCCGAACUCUUACGUCGUGGUGUUGAUCGUCGUCGUGUUAUUUUGACCGUUACUGAUUCUGAUUCUGCUAUUCCUGAACUUUAUGUACGUGAAGUCGAAGAUGCCUUACAUCGUGCCGAUGAUCCUCAUUAUUUACUCUUGGCUCCUCCUAUUUUCUUCUCUCGUAACUGCUAUGAAGUUCCUGCUGCCGUUCGUGUCACUGAUAUUACUUGGUCUGCUAUGGUCAUGUCUAAUCUCAGCAAUAGUCGUGGUCUCUCUUUUCCUUGCUCUACUUACUCCUUGUCAAUGAUGCUUGCCGAACGUGUUGGAUAUUGGGAUACGGAUGCUGAUGCCGUAGGUGAAGAUAUGCAUAUGUGGCUAAAGUGUUUUUUCAAAACUAAUGGUCAAGUUCGUACUGCUCCUAUUUAUGUACCUAUCAAUUUGACAAAUGUUCAAACCGAAGGUUAUCUUUCCAAUGUCAAUGCUCGAUAUGUACAAGCCAAACGUCAUUAUAAUGGUGUUGCUGAUGUAGCUUAUACUCUCAAGAAUGCUUUUACUCGUCAUCGUGGUGCUCCCAAAGGUUCUUUAUUGGACGACGCAAGUAGUGGAUUAGCUCUAGCUGCUACCUCCUCUGUUAGUUGGUUGGAUAAGGUCACUGUCUGUUUUUUGAUUUUGGAAGCUCAUAUGAUUCCUGCAACCUCUGGAUGGCUUAUGUUUGCUGCUGUUCCUUUGAUGCAAUUUUUAUUGUUCCCUCCUUUUUCGGCUUUAGCAUUGGUGGAUCCUGCUCAAAAUCCUAUCUUGACAUCUGAUUUUUAUGCACAACUUUGGAAUAUGGUCAAAAUCAUCACUGUUUUACUUCCCUUUCCUUUGUUUGGUACUUUGGCUAUCUAUGAACAACUUCACCGAGCAAUCGAUCGUGAAUUUUUACAAAAAUCCAAGAGUGAAUCUCGUCAAUGGAAGCAUCUAUUGGAUUAUACAAAUUUACCUGUGGCAGCUUGGCUUUUCAUGACUUUACCUUCAACAUUGGCAUGUGUGAAACGAUUAUCUCAAGUGGAACAACAAUAUAUUGUAUCAGAAAAACUAUUCAAGGAUGAAGACACCGUCAUGAUUAUGGAUGAUUUACGACAAGAAUUUCCAGAACAAAAGGUGAACUUGGUGGUGGCUGCAGCAGCUUCAUGAUGAUCUUUUGUCGUGGUUUUAUUUGAUUUUCUUGUACUUUGUC
Halteromyces radiatus is the source of this 1859-nucleotide messenger RNA. RefSeq names its product glycosyl transferase family group 2-domain-containing protein. NCBI's taxonomy places the organism in Eukaryota, Fungi, Mucoromycota, Mucoromycetes, Mucorales, Cunninghamellaceae. The coding region runs from base 17 to 1816 and encodes 599 amino acids. The transcript has 2 exons. The record is from RefSeq and is a predicted model, not a curated record.